Messenger RNA from Staurois parvus, 3345 nucleotides. Lineage: Eukaryota; Metazoa; Chordata; Amphibia; Anura; Ranidae. The record is from the annotation of a GenBank genome assembly.
UCUUGUGUCUUGGCAGUGCCCUGGAGAAGAGAACCGUGUUGGAACGCGCACAGUGUAUGUGGGACAAAGGCCAGCUUCAGAAACCGAUUCUUACAUUGCGUCAAAAUUCUGCGAUAACAGGAUUGUCUCAUCUAAGUACACUGUGUGGAACUUCAUUCCAAAAAACCUGUUUGAGCAGUUCAGAAGAAUUGCAAACUUUUAUUUUCUUAUAAUCUUCUUAGUACAGGCAAUUGUUGAUACACCAACAAGCCCAGUAACAAGUGGCCUUCCUCUUUUUUUUGUUAUCACAGUAACAGCUAUCAAACAGGGCUAUGAAGACUGGUUACGACAUCGAGCUGACAAUGAGGUUAAUAAGAGCACAGUGUACAUCAUUGAGAACUGUAAGCGUGUCAAGAAAGAGAGUGAAAAAAAUCAAGGUUGGAGAUGUAGUAGAAGUGAGAGACGAUGAAACGUUCCCUUGUGAUCUCAUCUUGCUGUCCUCCAGCUGUAGUGAUGGCACCUGUACUGUUACUACAGCCAGUCUGGAUGGAGAGUCCAACUUCAAGACCUAUUCUGCUGUCCGUGAGACAUUCUCUUUGUGUACAGUUGAAGCUGUUGAUGGUCUCACAGCCACCAUUGAAUGUGAACAACCCCAGCCUGACCUUUACAAGUUUGUUGGAAGAAUGAACAUAUACACUAACCAGGAAGUUAAAGCAAGGUCUUUGGGACCAGAAAACUUGCUGCUAAAAGGGCGACUUUGAAAAAUACGCAGAAGAUAUAUGGUGUUGCAGUAUAUACUGGCAUGGAGACCAAAUGGCUUUAAACUACCAAGGAAAAUCCCAGAAACGAUCUGCUGUUGAAAAGUCAAUAAAUGUUUUUUUAAUAGUUUAUUUGUCCAUCCUGCUAUCCAAAGCAACAAUUUGUACUACUCUGAAGUAUGUAUGGCAGAGUGAUCCUGCUAAUGAUGAAUCAUGGUACAAUGAGAAAACUCGCAAGGAGAAAGAGUCAUUCAAGGUCCUGAAGAUUUUCACAGAUUUCCUGUCCUUCAUGGUUCUAUUCAACUUCAUCAUCCCUGUUUCAAUGUAUGUCACCGUAGAAAUGCAGAAAUUCUUGGGAUCUUUUUUCAUUGCAUGGGAUAAGGAAAUGUAUGAUGAAGAAAUAAAAGAGGGAGCUUUGGUCAACACAUCUGACCUUAAUGAGGAGCUUGGGCAGGUGGAGUAUGUUUUCACAGACAAAACUGGGACUCUCACAGAAAACUCUAUGGAGUUUAUUGAAUGUUGUAUCGAUGGCUACAAAUACAGGGAAUCUGCAGAUGUAAUGGACGGUCCUAUGGCAACCUUUGGAAAAGCUACUCAGGAUAGAGAGGAGCUGUUCCUGCGUGCUCUGUGCCUCUGCCACACUGUGCAGAUUAAAGAAGAAUCUCAGACAGAUGGGCCAAUUUCCAGAUCCGAAAAUAAAUGUGCUUACAUCUCCUCUUCUCCUGAUGAAAUUGCGCUGGUGAUUGGGGCCAAAAAGUAUGGGUUUACAUACAUGGGGACUGAAAAUGAAUUCAUGAAAGUAAUAAACACAAAUAAUGAAAUGGAGCUCUACCAGCUUCUGCAUGUGCUGAAUUUUGAUCCAGUCAGACGACGAAUGAGUGUUCUUGUGAAAGCAAACACAGGACAGAUUUUUCUUUUCUGCAAAGGAGCCGACUCUUCUGUUUUUAACAGAGUGGCACGGGAUGAGAUUGAGCGGGUUAAAGUACACGUGGAGCAGAAUGCUGUGGAUGGAUACCGGACCCUGUGUGUGGCAUUUAAGGAAUUAACUCAAGAGGAAUAUGACAAAAUUAAUAAGCAGCUAAAUGAGGCAAAAAUGGCCUUGCAGGAUAGAGAAGAGAAACUGGCCAGAGUGUUUGAUGACAUAGAAGAUGAUAUGCACUUGCUUGGAGCUACUGCAGUAGAAGACAGGCUCCAGGAGCAAGCAGCAGAAACUAUUGAAGCUCUUCAUGCAGCAGGAAUGAAAGUUUGGGUGUUAACAGGUGACAAAAUGGAGACUGCUAAAGCUACAUGCUACGCCUCUAGACUGUUCCAGAAUAACACUGAAUUGUUGGAACUGACAACCAAAAAUGUAGAGGAGUGUGAAAGGAAAGAAGAUCGCUUGCAAGAGCUGCUUUUAGAGUAUCAUCGAAAACUGGUACAGGAGACUCCAAAAAUUAAAGGCAGUAUUAAAAGGAGCUGGUCAGGAAACCAAGAUUAUGGCUUGAUAAUUGAUGGUUCCACUCUGUCUCUUAUACUGAAUUCCAACUGUAGUUCCAGCCAUUAUAAGAACAUCUUUCUGCAGAUUUGUCAGAAAUGUACCGCUGUGUUGUGUUGCCGUAUGGCGCCAUUACAAAAAGCACAGAUUGUUAAAAUGGUAAAAAAUACCAAAGGGAACCCCAUCACAUUGUCUGUGGGAGAUGGAGCAAAUGAUGUCAGCAUGAUUUUAGAAGCACAUGUUGGAAUAGGCAUUAAAGGAAAAGAAGGCCGCCAAGCAGCAAGGAACAGUGAUUAUGCUGUACCUAAAUUUAAGCACUUAAAAAAACUUCUUUUAGCACAUGGACACUUGUAUUAUGUGAGAAUAGCUCACCUUGUACAGUAUUUCUUUUAUAAGAACUUGUGCUUCAUUCUGCCCCAGUUUUUGUAUCAGUUCUUCUGUGGAUUUUCUCAGCAGCCACUAUAUGAUGCUGCUUACCUGACCAUGUACAACAUCUGUUUCACAUCUCUUCCAAUCCUGGCCUACAGUCUGCUGGAACAGCACAUCAGUAUUGAAACGCUGAUGGCAAACCCUAAAUUAUAUAUGAGAGUAUCUGACAAUGCGAUGUUAAAGUGGUUACCAUUCGUAUACUGGACUUUGCUGGGGGCCUUUGAAGGACUAGUUUUCUUCUUUGGAGUUUACUUGCUAUUCCAGAACCCAUCACUGGAAGGCAAUGGGCAGGUGUUUGGAAACUGGUCUUUUGGAACAAUAAUUUUCACUACAUUAGUGUUUACAGUUACAUUAAAGCUUGCAUUAGAUACUCGAUACUGGACCUGGAUGAACCAUUUGGUCAUAUGGGGUUCACUGGCCUUUUAUGUAAUUUUCUCCAUAUUUUGGGGAGGCAUCAUUUGGCCAUUCCUCAAGCAGCAACGAAUGUACUUUGUAUUUUCCCACAUUCUGACAUCUGUGUCAGUUUGGCUUGCUAUAAUUCUUCUGAUUUUUGUCAGCUUGUACCCAGAAAUCUUGUUUAGAACGUUCAAAAGUCUUAGGACUGCAGGCCAGAAGGUAACAAAACACUUGCCCUCUUCAGGAACAUCUACUAUUUUCAUGCUUUCUCAAACUUCAAGCAAUCACAGUUUCCCUUGGAGUGAUUAA